Doryrhamphus excisus (bluestripe pipefish) is the source of this 2893-nucleotide messenger RNA. RefSeq names its product GDNF-inducible zinc finger protein 1 (gene gzf1). Lineage: Eukaryota; Metazoa; Chordata; Actinopteri; Syngnathiformes; Syngnathidae. Gene Ontology annotation, molecular function: protein binding; DNA-binding transcription factor activity, RNA polymerase II-specific. Gene Ontology annotation, biological process: regulation of transcription by RNA polymerase II. Gene Ontology annotation, cellular component: nucleus. The record is from RefSeq and is a predicted model, not a curated record.
UUGUUUUUUUUGUUCUAUAAACUCAACGCACAGCACUAGGAUCAGCACCUGUCGUGGUUGAUUCGUGCAUCUGUGGCGACAAGGGCUGAUCCCAGAGCUGUUUCCAGCCGUACCGGAAGUCGAUGCGCAGUUAUAAACAAAGUGGUGCUUUACCGUGGCUAUAUUGUCCCGGUUGCCAUUUUACCAACCUUAAGGUAAGAUAUUAGCUGCCGCUAGUGGAAUUUGCGGCACUUUUUCUCCGGCGAUGCUAAAAAUGAGCAGCAUUAGCCACGAUUCUGUUCAGCAAUUAGCUUAGCUAGCUUGUUUGAGCCCUGUAGCGGCUAUGCUAGCUAGUAGCGGCUAUGCUAGCUAGUAGCCUGGCGGCGAAAGCAAGCUAGCAAAAAAUUGGAAUGUUGGAUUUCAUGCACAUUUGAGUUGAUUUUGACUUCGGUUAGCUUACAUGAUACAUUCGCUUUCGGCUUUUAAUGCCAAUAGCUGCAUAUAUAUUUAGUAAAACAACAAGAGUAUAGAUAUCGUUAGCUGAGCCUAAUGAUGGGUACCGGAGUGGUCCAGCUCACCUCAACGUCUCACCACGAGCACAUCCUGGACUCCCUGCACCACCUGAGGCUGCAGGGGCACCUCAGUGACGUCACCGUACAGGUGGAACACCGUGGAGACGUUCAGGUUUUCCAGGCGCACCAGGUGAUCCUCGCCGCCUCCAGUGGCUACUUCAAGAACAUCCUCCUCGCCCAGGACGCUGCCCGGGACAACAUCCCGCUCUCCAACAUGCAACCUGGAGACUUUUCCACGUUUUUGGAAUUCAUUUACACAGGGAAAUUAGUUGUCACUCAGAGCAAGCUAGUGGACAUCGAAGAGGUGGCGAAGCUUUUGGACUGCAAGGAGCUCUUGAAGAUCUGCCGUGCCGCCAUAAGCGCCGGGCUCCUGCAGGAGCCAACCAGUUAUGGACCCAAGUCGGAUACCGAAGAGACUCGAGCAGGAGAGUGUGUGGCUUCCAAAAGCGGCAGCAGGAAGAGACGCAAACCUGCUCCAAAAGUCUCUGAGCAGCUUUUGAAAACAAAUCUCAUGGAGACGGAUAAUGAGAAGGCAAGAACGGGCGAGGAUGAGGUCGUCUGUGGAAAAACGAGCCACGGGGAUUUGAAGGAAGCUGAUAAAGUGUCAGAGGAGGAGGAAGUGGGAGCUCCGACAGAAACCGACGAGUCAUGGCCGCCAUCGCCUCCCGUGGACGCCAUCGACGUAGCACCUGAUGAUGAGGUCUCGGCGAGUCUGUAUGACGGCGAGGAACCCUUAUUAUCAACGGGAGAGGAAGAUGAGGAGGAAGAGAACGGACUGCCAAAAAGGAAGGCUCGUUUCCUGUGCAACAGCUGCCAGCGGGCCUUCUUCUACGAGAGAUGCUACAUGAAGCACGUCAGCACCUACCACGGAGUCAAAGCGGACCUGGUCUACCGCUGCAAGACCUGCAUGCAAACCUUCUCCAACCGCAGCAACCUGAAGAUCCAUGAGAAGCACGUGCACAGCACCGAGAGACGGUUCUCCUGCGACGUCUGCGCUAAGACCUUCAAGCGAAAAAAGGACGUGGUCCGCCACUACCAGCAGGUGCACGACCCCCAGUAUCACCAGUGCCCCGACUGCGGGAAAUCGCUCAGCUCCAAAGCGUCGCUGGAGCUGCACAAGAAGACUCAUAGUGGCAUCAAACCCUUCGCCUGCAGCGAGUGCGGCGCCCGCUUCACCCAGAACUCGGCCCUCAAAAUGCACCAAAGGGUCCACACAGGAGAGAAGCCAUUUUACUGUGACAAGUGCGACGCUCGCUUCUCCCAGAAAAGCAUGCUGGUGUACCACAAGCGCUCCCACACAGGCGAGAGACCCUUCAUGUGCGAGGCCUGUGGGAAGAGCUUUGCCUCCAAAGAGUACCUGAGGAACCAUUCCAACAUCCACACGGGCACCAAGCCGUUUAAGUGUGAGCAGUGCGGCCGCUGCUUUGCUCAGAGGAACUCGCUACGGCAGCAUUUAACCAUACACACAGGUGAGCGUCCCUAUGCCUGCACGUUUUGCAACAAGCAGUUCACACAGCUCAACGCCCUGCAGAGACACCAGCGCAUUCACACCGGCGAGAAGCCCUACAUGUGCGGAAUGUGCAGCCGCACCUUCUCCGACAAGUCCACGCUUCGCAGGCACACGGCGACUCAUGAUUCCAGCGCUCCGUGGAAGAACUACCUGGUGGUCCUGGAAGGCAACGUGGAGGAGAAGAAAUCCAAAGUUGCGAGUAAGGCUCCCACGCAGGGGAAAAAGACACCAAGCAAAAAAGACGAAGCUCAAGUAUGUAAAACCAACACCGAAGCUGUGGUCGUGGCCGAGCCGGUUGCCCUUCCGUCUGAGUGGGCAGGGCACGAAGCCAUUGCCUUGGUCAGCCACACCCACCUGGGCGGGAUCACCGUCAUCCACACCGAGGUGCCGCUGGGGACUCGGUUGCAGUCCGUGGUGACGCCAGACAGCACGGAUGCCAGCGUCAUGACUGUGGACGGCCCGACCGCUCCCAUCCCCUUAACAGAGCCGGAAACUUCCAUAUCGUCGGUCCUGGAAGCGGCCGCCUCUCAAGCCGUGUUGGCUUCAGUGUGUGAAACCCCAGCCCAGGCGCGGGUGAUAGAACCCGACAUUCAGACUGUGAUUGUGAAAGACAACACGUGUGAUGACGUGCAAAAGAUAGCAGACAAGCCUUUGGACGAUAUGAAGUCGUAGAAAAUAGUGGGGGGAAAAAAAAGCAUCCUUUUUCUUGUGGUGAUUGUUCCCAUCAUUCAAGGCUGUGAUAGUGAACACAUGCUGUAUUAGCUAUUUAACUACCAGCUAACUGAAAUGUUCCACUUGCACAUGAAUAGAAAUAAAAGAAACACAAAAGGUG